Messenger RNA from Scheffersomyces amazonensis, 1883 nucleotides. It is a transcript of the gene RXT3, whose product is annotated as Rxt3p. Lineage: Eukaryota; Fungi; Ascomycota; Pichiomycetes; Serinales; Debaryomycetaceae. Bases 332 to 1828 code for a protein of 498 amino acids. The record is from RefSeq and is a predicted model, not a curated record. The transcript has a single exon.
AUAUAAUAUAAUAUGUACAUACUUAAACUACUCUCUUAUCUAUGGGCAGGUACCCCACGAAAUAAAAUAUCCUGAAAAUCCUCUUGUCAACCACAAAACUGCUAACACAACGCUCACGAAAAAUAAAGUCCAUCGUUGGAGGGGGAAAAACAAAUUUUCAUAGCCGGGAUGUACGACCGAGAUUGAAAAGUUUACCAUAGUUAACGUCUUAUACAUAGUUAAUUGGAGUCGGUUUGAGUGGUAGUGAAUUAACGUGAAGCAACCGAAUUGAAUUGAGUCCAAUUGAUUCUGUUUUUAUUAAGAAGCAUAAAGUCAAAGUUAAAGUUAUCGUAUGAGUUCAGGAAAUACUAACCCAAACCCAAACCCAAACCCAAACUUAUCUCCAUCGGGAGGUAUAAGGCUUCCACCAAUAUCAUUUCUAUCUGGAAGUGUACCAGGAGGUCUGGGUAAGUUACCAUCAGCCAGUAAUUUGGGUAUAAGUAACUUUUUAAAUAAUGCAGACGACGAUGUUCGUGUAAAACAAGAAGAAGUGCCGCAUCAACAGCCACCUCAACUCCAUCAAAUAGAACAUCAACUGCUGCUGCACCAACAACAAAUAUCUCCAUCUACUCAAUCUGUAGUACCAACUCAACCACAAAAAGAUAUUCAACAUCAAUCUCAAACUCAGUCUCAACAGCAACAGCAACAAUUACAUCAAGAUCAAUCUCAUCUGACUAACCCACAUCAUCACCAUCAUCAUCAUCACGCGCAUCCCCAGAAUCCUCAUCAUCACCACCACCAUCACCAUCAUCAUCAUCACCAUCAUCAUCCCAAUGGUGUAGAUGGUGCUGCUAAUGAAUCCACUAAUGUGAAUGAACCAAUAGGUACUGUUUCUGCUACUCCAAUAGUUAAUGCUGAACAAAUUCAAGAACCAACACUUAAAAAGCAAAGAACUGAUAAUCCUCUACCAAUAACAUUUAAUGUUGCACCUAUACAAGACAUAAUAAAAGAAUAUUUCCCAAAUCUUCGUUAUUUAGGGAGUGUCAUAUAUAAUCCAACUACUACAUGGGAAACUGUACAGAUCAAAACUUUGUAUGGGUUAAAACCCGAACAUGUAGAAAGAUUCAGAGAGAUUCAAGAAUUAUUUAAAGAGAGAAAACAUGAAGAGACUAUCAAAUAUAUUCCAAGUAUUUUACCAUUACCCUUAGAAUAUGUCAAUAAUAUAAUUGAAGUUAAAAUUCCUUAUCGAUUUAUUAAAAGAUUUUUGUUAAUUAGUGAUAAUAAAAAGAGAGAAAUUUGGGGUGGAAUUAAUGGUAUAUAUACUGAUGAUAGUGAUAUAUUACAAAUAUUACAACAUAUUGGAUUCUUUAAUGGGAAAAUUUCAGGAUUAGGUCCAUGGAAUGAAGAUUGGGAUUUAAAAGGUAUUGUUAAGCCAUUACCAAGAAUUGGUAAAGAGAUUGAAGGAGAAAAACCAGAACCAGAAUCAGAACAAACAGUAUUGGGAGACUUAUCUGUUGAAGUAUUAUUAUUACCACCUAUUCUUAAGUACUAUGGAUAUUAUAAUAAUGGAUUGAAUUCUCGUUCAUGGCAUAAUUUAAAUAAGCAUCAAGGGUUAUCAAUUGCUAUUUAUAAUAUUAAAUGGGAGAGUCAAGGACUGGUUUAUUAUGAUCGAUUAAGUUCCAAACAAUAUAAUAAAGAAGAACAAGUCGAAAGAAAACUAGUUAAUGAUGAAUCCAGUCAUGAAAGAGAAGGUUGGAAAUUCAAUUACGAAUAUUAUAAACUGAUUAAGGAAAAGUAUGAUAAGUUGAAAGAACAGGAGAAAGAAAAAGAAAAAGAAAAAGAAAAGUAAAAAGUAAAAGAAAGUGAACAAAAACCAAAGGCUUGAUUGAAGGGAGAAUUAACUA